AUGACGGAGGAGGUUGCGACAGAAAUUCCACGGCUAAGCGGAAUGAACGAAAUAACGGAUGUGGAAGAUGUGAUGAGGGUCGCUGCACCUCGGGAAGGCGCGCUGCGGCGCCGGCCGCGCGACAAGGCCCUCUCCCUCACGUCUAUCCCGGGCAAGACGAUGGAGGCGAUGGCUCUGUCCCGGCUCCAGUGGAUUGCGGAUGCCCGCGGUGCUCUACCUCCCGAGCAGUGCGGCUUCCGCGCUCGCCGUUCCACGGCGGAUUGCAUCGCUGUCGUCGUCGGCACCCUCGAGCAGGCCAGGCUCGACAAGGAGGCUGCCUUCUUGCUGCUCCUCGAUGUCCAGAGCGCAUUCGACUGCCUCCCUCACGACACCAUCCUCUCGGCCGUGCGGGCGCUCGGUGUGGAGGGCAGGCUCCCUGCUUACAUCGAGGCCUUCCUCGCCGGGAGAACAUCAGCUGUCCGAGUCGGGGGCACGGUCGGCUCGCCCCGUCCUGUGAGCUGCGGUGUGCCUCAGGGAAGCGUGUUGAGCCCGUUUUUGUUCAACCUUGCCCUCGCGCCCAUCAUCGAGUGCGUUCCCAAAACGGGCCGCUUCCCUGUGCGCUACGACAUCGCGCUUCUCGUGCACGAGCCGUCCUCUGCGACGGGGGAGAUGCGCUACCGGCUUCAGGCGGCGCUGGACGGCGUCGCGAACUUCCUGCGCGCCAUCGGCUUGCGGCUGUCGUCGACGAAAUCCGAGGCUAUCCUGAUCCGCCCCUGCGGUGUUCGCCGCCGCACCGGCUGCGUGCUCGUCGAAGGAGUGCCCCUGCCCUGGCGCCUGACAGUGCGGUACCUGGGGUUCACGAUAGACAACCGCCUCACGUGGUUCGUUGCUGUGCGCCGGCUGCGCGCUGAGAUGCGCCGAGUGGAGAGUGCGGUGCGCGGCCUUCUCGCCCGUGGCGACGGCUGCCCUGCCUCGUUCGCGGCGGCGCUCUACUCUGCGGUGGCACUGCCGAAAGUAUUCGACCACCGCCGAGCGCUUCGCGUGUGCCACGGCCUCCCUCGCUCAUCGCGGGUUGCGGAGACGCUCGCGGAAACUGGCGCGUGGCCCGUCACUUUGACGGCUGACCUGCGUGCCCUCGGCCACCUCGAGCGCCUCUCCUGUGCCCCGGAUGCAGGACCCAUCCGGUCCCUCAUCCGUUGCCUGCCCCAGUCAAGAGUGGGAACAGUGUGCGAACUGUAUGACAGCCUGGUGGUCGACCCUCCGCCCGUAACGCCAACCUGGCCACCGCCACACCAGCGCACACCACUUCACGUGUGUCUCGACCUCCCAGGCGUCCGCUCCAAACAUCGCACGCCUCUCUGCGCUGUACAGCAGGAGGCUGCUGCCAGGAUCGAGGACGACCUGGGAGGAAGGACGCACUUGUAUGCCAAUGGCUCCGUCCUCAGCGACGGCUCGGCGGCUGCCGCCUGUGUUGCUCCCGAACUUGGCAUCACGAAGCAGUGCCGGCUCUACUACCGGGCUUCCUCUACCACGGCGGAGCUAGCUGGACUUCACCUCGCUGCGGACUUCCUCGAGGAGUCGCCGCACAUCAGCAGCGCGGCGAUUCUCUGCGACUCGAGGUCCGCGCUGCAGCAGCUGCUACUCGACGAGCGCGCGCCACCCCUUGCACAGCGCCUUGCCGUCCGUCUGCACGCACUGCAGGGGCGAUGCAACCUACGCCUGCAGUGGAUCCCCUCGCACGUCGGAGUCGCGGGCAACGAGACGGCGGACCAGCUGGCCAGGCGCGCACACGACCCGUCGACCGCGCUGACAGAACGGGUGAGCUCGCUGGAUACAGCGCUACUCCACUUCAGACGGGAGCUCGCGCUCCGCCAUCCCGACGACCGAGUUGCGCAGCGCAGACACGGUUGA
This is a messenger RNA of Dermacentor andersoni, 1890 nucleotides long. Lineage: Eukaryota; Metazoa; Arthropoda; Arachnida; Ixodida; Ixodidae. The record is from RefSeq and is a predicted model, not a curated record.